AAUCUCAAUCCCCUCCUCGUCUAUGAAUCCCGCUAAAAUUCCACUAAAACCCUCGAUAAGUCUCCAAAUUCUUGAAACCCAUCUCAAAAAAUGCCGCAGUCGCAAGCAAUUCCUCCAAAUUCACGCUCAAAUGACAUCCUCAGGCUUCAUCAAGGACACGUACGCAGCGAGCCGCCUCCUCAGUUUCUCAACGAGCUCUCUUUUCUUCAGUCUCGAUUACUCCCGCCAAAUCCUCUACCAGAUCGAAAACCCAAAUGGGUUCUCUUUGAAUGCACUAAUGAGGGCCUGCAAUCAGAGAAACUCCCCUCAAAGUUGCCUCCUUUUGUACAAGCUGAUUCCGAGAAGCGAUUCGUUUCCUGAUAAUUACACUUACCCGAUCGUAAUGGAGGCGUGCAGUCUUCGGUUAUCGGCGAUUGAAGGGAGAAUGGUCCAUACCCAUGUCGUAAAAUUGAGUUUUGAUGCGGAUGUUUAUGCUGUCAAUAACUUGAUUAGAAUGUAUUCGGCUUGUGGGCGUUUGGAGGAUGCGCGGGUUGUGUUCGAUAACAGUCCUGUUCUGGAUUUGGUUUCGUGGAACACAAUUCUUGCUAGCUAUGUUGGGAUUGGUGAUGUUGAGGAAUCGACGAGAUUGUUUGGUCGAAUGACGGAGAAGAACGUUAUUGCGUCGAAUUCUAUGAUUGCUUUGUUUGGGAAGACUAAUCUUGUUGAUGAUGCUCGUGAGCUGUUCGAUGAAAUGCCUGAGAGAGAUGUUGUUACUUGGACUGCUAUAAUUACUUGUUAUGAGCAAAAUGGGAAGUUUGAUGAGGCUUUGGAGGUUUUUGUUCGGAUGCAUAAAGAGGGAAUUUUGAUGGAUGAGGUUGUGAUGGUUAGUGUUUUAUCUGCUUGUGCUCAGGUGGCUUCUAGAGUAGGAGAAUUGAUUCAUGGUUUGGUAACUAAAAUUGGGGUUGGAACUUAUGUUAAUCUUUCAAAUGCAUUGAUUAACUUUUAUGCUAGUUGUGGGAAUGUUGACUCGGCAAAACUAUUGUUUGAUUUGGCAAUGUCGGGUCAUUAUGCAGACCAAAUAUCUUGUAACUCUAUGAUAGCUGGCUAUUCAAAAUGUGGAUUGUUGCUGGAGGCAAAAGAUGUCUUUGAUAAAAUAUCUUCAAAGGAUUUGGUCUCGUGGAGUACUAUGAUUUCUGGCUAUUGUAAACACGAUAGAUUCUCAGAGGCAUUGUCAUUGUUUCAAGAGAUGCAAGUUGGAGAAAUAAAGCCUGAUGCUACUACAUUGGUUAGUGCUGUUAAAGCUUGUGCCCACUUAUUUGCCCUAGAGCAAGGAAAAUGGAUCCAUGCGUACAUAAAGAAGCAUAGGUUUCAUGUAAAUGUAUUUUUAGGCACGAGUCUUGUUGAUAUGUAUAUGAAAUUAGGAUGUGUUGAUACCGCAUUGGAAGUUUUCAAUGAGUUGGAGGAAAAGGGAAUUUCGACCUGGAACGCCAAUAUUAUGGGAUUGGCCAUGAAUGGGCUAGUGAAUGAAGCAUUCGAGAAGUUCUCCGAGAUGGAGAAGUUUGGAGUGGUACCAAACGAGAUAACUUUUGUUGGAGUUUUAGGGGCAUGUAGGCAUGUUGGUUUAGUAAAUGAGGGUCGUCGCUACUUCAACUCCAUGAUGCAUGUUUAUAACAUAGAACCUAAUAUUGAACACUAUGGGUGCAUGGUUGAUCUCUUUGGUCGUGCUGGCUUGCUCAAAGAGGCUGAGGAACUCAUCGAAAGCAUGCCAAUGGCUCCUGAUGUGGCCACUUGGGGUGCUUUGCUUGGUGCUUGUAAAAAGCAUGGUGAUUCAGAGAUAGGGGAGAGAGUAGGAAGAAGGCUUAUUGAGCUUGAGCCUCAACAUGACGGGUUUCAUAUUUUGCUAUCUAAUAUCUAUGCUUCAAAUAAAAAGUGGGAUGAGCUUCGGGAUGUCAGGGGGAAGAUGAAGCAAAAAGGGGUCAUAAAAGUGCCUGGUUGUAGCAUGAUAGAAUCUGACGGCAUCAUUCACGAAUUCUUAGCGGGUGACAAUUCUCAUCCCCGGAUGAAAGAGAUUGAGAUAAUGUUAGAAGAAAUAGCGAUUAAAUUGAAGGCAGAAGGAUAUGUACCCAAUACUUCAGAUGUAGCAUUUGACAUUGAUGAGGAAGAGAAGGAGAGCUCUGUAUAUAGACACAGCGAGAAGAUUGCUAUUGCAUUUGGGCUAAUCAGCAUCAGUACAUUGGUGCCAAUUAGGAUAGCAAAAAAUCUAAGGAUUUGUAGUGAUUGUCAUGCUUCUGCGAAGAUUAUAUCAAAGGCUUUUCAGCGUGAGAUUGUGGUUAGGGAUCGACACCGAUUUCACCACUUCAAAGAUGGUGUAUGUUCAUGUCAAGAAUAUUGGUAGUUAGUUUGCAUAUUUGGUAUGUAUAUGGUUCAGGGAUUAGUCCUGAUUCUUGAACACAAUGACAUCAAAGUCCUCAAUUUUCCUUUCAACAAGAAGACUGAAACUUAUUCUUAGAGGAUGCACUCUCCGGCAUUGUUGAUGGUGGAAGUGUUGAUGUACUUCCCAUCAUGGAUACACUCGGGCUUCUCCAAAUUGAAGUUUGGUAGGCUAGCAAAUUUUUCCGGAUGCGUGCUCCGUGUUUGGACUGAAACAUUGUGCAGCCAUCAAAGAGUUUUGGAUAUUAUAUUUGUAUGAGGAAUGAAGGACAUGGCAAAACCUUCAGUAAGAAGCUGCUGUGGGUUGCUGGACAGUGCAUUACGAUUGAGGACUGAGCUCUCGACUAAUAUAAUCAUAUUGUCGGAGCGAAUUGUGAAUAACCAAGAACAGAACAAGGGCUCGAUGGUAUCAGCUUGGUUAUGUAUUCACGUGACCCAGAACUACAUUCGGGCUAAGCUACAGCUGAACAGGAUUGAAGUUGCGAGUUG
Molecule: messenger RNA, 2898 nt
Organism: Asparagus officinalis (garden asparagus)
Lineage: Eukaryota; Viridiplantae; Streptophyta; Magnoliopsida; Asparagales; Asparagaceae
Product: pentatricopeptide repeat-containing protein At3g62890-like
Exons: 3
Coding region: 23-2374 (783 amino acids)
Biological process (GO): RNA modification
Molecular function (GO): zinc ion binding; protein binding; RNA binding
Source: RefSeq, a predicted model, not a curated record